Molecule: messenger RNA, 285 nt
Organism: Paramecium primaurelia
Lineage: Eukaryota; Ciliophora; Oligohymenophorea; Peniculida; Parameciidae
Source: the annotation of a GenBank genome assembly
AUGAUUUACUGUUGUUAUAGUUUUUUAAUUGUAUUCAUUAGACAUAAUGUUGCACAAUAUUUUAAUAAGUUUGAGCUUAAUACUUACAUUGUAAACAUUUUUCUUCUAUUUAUUAUUCUUUUUCAUAAGCUGAGUAGUAAAGAUAAAUAUGCUUUUGCAAAUUACCAAAAAUAACUUCAAAUAAGGAAUAUUGUUUUAGGGGAAUAAGAAAAAUAAUUUAUGCAAAUAUUUUAAUUCCAUCCUACUGAAACUAUUUUUUAUGUUAACAUUAUUAUUUUGUUAUGA